Messenger RNA from Phymastichus coffea, 949 nucleotides. RefSeq lists its product as uncharacterized. Bases 96 to 785 code for a protein of 229 amino acids. The record is from RefSeq and is a predicted model, not a curated record. Lineage: Eukaryota; Metazoa; Arthropoda; Insecta; Hymenoptera; Eulophidae. The transcript is spliced from 2 exons.
CUCAGUUGUACUAGGGUACGCGAUCACGCGCUCGCACUUGUGCGCCUCAUCAAAUUCGACAAAGUGAAAACGACGUUUCAAGUACACGGCGAAAUAUGGAGCUCGUUUUUUAUCUGACCGGUGCAGUUUUAGUAACGUGUGUUGUGGCGGCUGCGGUCCCGGUAAAUCUUGCAAUGAGCAGGACUGCCGUACCGUAUUGGCAUGUACCUUGCGGUAGUCUUGAAGAUUACGAACAGCUGAUUGAUACGAGAAACGUCGACGAAGAAAUGAGUUCAAGUCUAAAAAAUCUAAGGAUUCAGCACGAACUCUUGAUGAAUGAUUAUCUGAGUAAAGAUUAUGAAUUUCUGUACGAAAGAGUUAGAAUUGGUGUACACGAACAUCAGUACAUACCCAAUUGGUUACCCGGCAAAAAGGACGUGCACGUUAUUAAACGGUUGAAACACUUUAAGCCACGAAUGAUUAUUAAUCAUCUGCCAAAGUUACAUUCGGAUCUUCAGAAAUUCGCAGUGGCUUUAGAAGAAAUGGUCGAAGAUGAAACUUGGACGCCAAAGGUUCAAGAUGCUUUGAAGACAACACAAUCAUAUUUGAAAAUGAUGCUUUGUGAAGUAGAAAGUAGUAUAAUUUUACUACCCGGUAUUCAACUGCCAGGGCGCAUUGAACGAGGUAUCAUGAGUGAGACAGAGCGGGAACCCGUUGACGAUACUCGGAGACUGGUACGAGAUUGGGGAAUAUUAUUGAAAUACAAAGACUAUUUGCAUGCUUGGCGGCACGUCUUUGAUUAUUGAUAAGGCUUAUCGCGAUUUAGAUCAAUUGUAAAUAAUUUCACUAGUAUUUAUUUAUUUAUUAUCUAUCAUUUUACUUAAAGUGAAAGUUGGGCUUUAUUAUUUAUGAUGAACUAUAUUUUUUAUAAUGAUUUUUUCCAUUGUCAAGAUUAUACGCAGUAUUAUGU